Dipodomys ordii (Ord's kangaroo rat) is the source of this 1473-nucleotide messenger RNA. RefSeq names its product LIM domain containing 2 (gene Limd2). Lineage: Eukaryota; Metazoa; Chordata; Mammalia; Rodentia; Heteromyidae. Bases 413 to 799 code for a protein of 128 amino acids. Gene Ontology annotation, biological process: actin filament bundle assembly. The record is from RefSeq and is a predicted model, not a curated record. Gene Ontology annotation, cellular component: plasma membrane; actin cytoskeleton. The transcript has 4 exons. Gene Ontology annotation, molecular function: actin filament binding.
CCGGGUCGGUGUGGGGUGCGGGUCAGGCCGGGGCAGCGGGUUCUCGCCAGGCCGCGGCCGGCCCCGCCCUCUCCUGACCUGCCCUCACCCCGGGAGGAGCACCCCUUGCCCCCUGCAGCCGCCGCUAACUUUGUUCUUUCCCCACACAAGGCUCCACUCGGGGACCCCGGCCCCUGGGGGAGCAGCGUGAGGGCCGGCGGCGAGGGGGGUGGGUGGGGGGCGGAAGUGGCAAGACCCAGAGCAACAGGAAAUGACUUAGGGAAAGUCCCAACCGCAGCCCCCCAGCCCCCGGUCAACAUCCCCACCCCGCAGGCUGGGGGAGGGCCUGCCGGGGGCCCCACCGACCGACUUCCCCUUGCAGAACCCAGCGGGUGCCGCGUCUCUGUCGGGGCCACCAUCACCUUGGACCAGCAUGUUCCAGGCUGCGGGAGCCGCCCAGACCACCCCGUCUCACGAAGCCAAAGGCAGCGGUGGCAGCAGCACCGUGCAACGCUCUAAGUCCUUCAGCCUGCGGGCCCAGGUGAAGGAGACCUGCUCAGCUUGCCAGAAGACAGUGUACCCCAUGGAACGGCUGGUGGCAGACAAGCUUGUUUUCCACAACUCUUGCUUCUGCUGCAAACACUGCCACACCAAGCUCAGCCUGGGCAGCUACGCGGCGCUGCAUGGCGAGUUUUACUGCAAACCCCACUUUCAGCAGCUCUUUAAGAGCAAAGGCAACUACGAUGAGGGGUUUGGCCGCAAACAGCACAAGGAGCUCUGGGCCCACAAGGAGGUGGACCUGGGCACCAAGACAGCCUGAGCCCCUUCUGCCCCUCCACUCCCUCCGUAGUAGAGGGCCUGGAGCUGGCCAGCGGGAAGAAGGGUGGGAAAGGGGUUGAUCUGGGCUGGGAGGUGGGGCAGGGUGGGAAGGAGGCAAGGCUAGCUGAGGCCGAGUUCCAGGCACAGGGCUCUCUGCCCCAGAAUUCCUUCCUUCCUUCCUCAGUGGGUGGGAAUUUGGGAACCAGGACUGGGUUUGCUGGCCACCCUCCUUCCUGCUAUCGUCAACCCACCCCCACCUUACCCGUGGCCCCCCGGGAGGCCAAGCCCAGCUUCCCUAUCUAGGUGCCUUUUCUCCAGCAAGGAGUCCGCAUGCUACCCCCCCUCAGGGUCCCAAGCUCCCUCACUGCCACCUGGGCCUUUUGUGGGCCCCAAGUCUACCCAUCUACCUCUGCCCUUAGCCUGGUCCUGAGCCACCGAGACUGGGAGGAGAGCAAGAGUGCCACCUGCUGGGCAUCACGGGGCCACCAAGGUGGUGGGGGAGGGGAUGGGGAAGUGACAAAGCAGGGCCUGCUGCUUUGGGACUCCCAUGCACCACAAAGUUAAAAGCCACCAGGCUAAAGCCUCAGUGACCAGCGGGGGAAUUGUCCCCCAAUCUUCUCCAUUGUUUCUGUCAUUCUGUUGUGACCGACCCUAUUUUAAACAUGUUUAAACAGA